GAGGGUGGGGGGCAGAUGGAGAGGGAGCGGUUAAAAUGUGCACUGGCCCAGGACUCUGACUGCAAUUGGAAAGUUCUAGGGGAGGGGCUCGUCUCCCCUCCCCACUGGAACCUUCAACUGCCGAGCAAGUUAGCCAGCAGCAUGCUCUACUCCCCAGAGCAGACCAUUUUUUCUGAGAAGGGAAUGGUGGUGAGCAUCAACCAGAGCCGACUCCAGGCCAAGGGCGUGGGCCAACACAACAAUGCCAACAACUACAAAAACCAGAACUUUGAGGAACUGCGAGCAGCCUGUCUGCGGAACGGGAAGCUGUUCGAGGACCCCCUAUUCUGUGCAGAGCCCAGUUCGCUGGGCUUUAAGGAACUGGGCCCCAGCUCCAAAAACAUGCAGAACAUCUGCUGGAAGCGACCCAAGGAAAUCACACACAAUCCUCAGUUCAUCGUGGAUGGGAUUUCUCCGACAGACAUCUGCCAGGGCAUACUUGGGGACUGCUGGCUGCUGGCGGCCAUUGCCUCCCUCACCACAUACCCCAAACUGCUGCACCGUGUGGUGCCCAAGGGACAGAGCUUCAAGAAGAACUACGCUGGCAUCUUCCACUUCCAGAUUUGGCAGUUCGGGCAGUGGGUGGAUGUGGUGGUGGACGACCGGCUGCCCACCAAGAACGACAAGCUGCUGUUCGUGCACUCAUCAGAGCGAAAUGAGUUCUGGGGCGCCCUGCUGGAGAAGGCCUAUGCCAAGUUGAGCGGGUCCUAUGAAGCGCUGUCAGGGGGCAACACGAUGGAGGGCUUCGAGGACUUCACAGGGGGUGUGUCUGAGAGCUUCCAGCUCCAGAAGCCGCCUCAGAACCUGCGGAGGAUGCUGAGAAAGGCCGUGGAGCGGUCCUCCCUCAUGGGCUGCUCCAUUGAAGUCGUCAGCCAAAGUGACAUGGAAUCCAUGACCCAGAAGAUGCUGGUGAGAGGACAUGCCUACUCAGUCACUGGCCUUAAGGAUGUCCCCUACAGAGGCAGGAUGGAAACACUGAUACAGGUCCGGAACCCCUGGGGCCGGAUUGAGUGGAUUGGAGCCUGGAGUGAUAAUGCCAGGGAGUGGGAAGAGGUGACCCCAGACAUCCAGAAGCAGCUGCUGUCCAGGAAGGAGGAUGGAGAGUUCUGGAUGUCCUACCAAGAUUUCCUGGACAACUUCACGCUCCUGGAGAUCUGCAACCUCACGCCCGACGCCCUUGCUGGGGACAGUAAGAGUUACUGGCACACCACCUUCUACGAGGGCAGCUGGCGGAGGGGCAGCACCGCAGGGGGCUGCAGGAACUACCUCGACACGUUCUGGACCAACCCUCAGUUUAAGAUCUGUCUCCCUGAGGAGGACGACCCAGAGAAUGACGCAGAGGACAACUCCAUCGUCUGCACCUGCUUGGUGGCCCUGAUGCAGAAGAACUGGCGGCAUGACCGGCCACAGGGAGCCCAGCUGCAGACCAUCGGCUUUGUCGUCUACUCCGUCCCAAAGGAGUUUCAGAACAUCCAGGAUAUCCACUUGAAGAAGGACUUCUUCGUGAAGUACCAGGACCAUGGCUUCUCCGAGAUCUUCACCAACUCCCGCGAGGUGAGCAGCCAGCUCCGGCUGCCUCCAGGGGAGUACAUCAUCAUUCCUUCCACCUUCGAACCUCACAGAGACUCCGACUUCUUGCUUCGCGUCUUCACCGAGAAGCACAGCGAGUCCUGGGAACUGGAUAACAUCAACUAUGCUGAGCAACUCCAAGAGGAGACCUUCUCUGAGAACGACAUGGACCAGGACUUCAUACACCUAUUUGAGAUAGUUGCAGGAAAGGACAAGGAGGUCGGCAUGUAUGACCUCCAAAGGCUGCUCAACAGGAUGGUCGUCAAACUCAAGCACCUCAAAACCAAGGGCUUCGGCCUGGACGCUUGCCGCUGUAUGGUCAACCUCAUGGAUAGAGACGGCUCUGGCAAGCUGGGGCUUCUGGAGUUCCAGAUCCUGUGGAAAAAAAUCAAGAAGUGGACGGACAUCUUCCGCGAGAGCGACCAGGACCACUCGGGCUCCUUGAACUCCUAUGAGAUGCGCUUGGCCAUCGAGAAAGCAGGCAUCAAGGUGAACAACAAGGUGAUGCAGGUGCUGGUGGCCCGCUAUGCAGACGAUGACAUGAUCAUUGACUUCGACAGCUUCGUCACCUGUUUCCUGAGGCUGAAGGCCAUGUUCACAUUCUUUCUGACCAAGGACCCCGAGAAUACCGGCCAUAUUCGCUUGAACAUGGAACAGUGGCUGCAGAUAAUCAUGUGGGGAUAGAGGCACCACAGGAGCCUGGCUCCCUGCCACCCUGCCAUGGAGGGCGGGGUGCCCCUGUAGCCCUCACUUCUCCGGUCUCUGCUGAUGGGAUGGGCUCCAGAUGGCCGUGCCUGGGCCCUAAAUGCCAUGUGCACUCAGUAGAGGGACCUCUAUGGCCGCCUUCCCAGCUCGGAGGGCUUAUCGUUUUCCCCAGCCAGGCCUCUGCUGGCCGGGUGCACUCCACGGUCUGUCUCUAAGUCUAUCAUAGUGAUUAAGAGAUGCUUCCUGGGUGGCCCCUGGCUGGGUAGGCCAAGAAGAGGGACAGGGCUUGUAGCCACUUGGUACCCCCAGCCUUCUGUCCUGCUCGCACCUGCCUGCUGAGCACCCCCUGGCAUGGCCUCUCUCCUCUCCCUCCAGUGCUGACGCUCCUGUAAUAAACAGCACGUACC
This is a messenger RNA of Tupaia belangeri chinensis (Chinese tree shrew), 2720 nucleotides long. RefSeq names its product calpain 11 (gene CAPN11). Gene Ontology annotation, molecular function: calcium ion binding; calcium-dependent cysteine-type endopeptidase activity. NCBI's taxonomy places the organism in Eukaryota, Metazoa, Chordata, Mammalia, Scandentia, Tupaiidae. The record is from RefSeq and is a predicted model, not a curated record. The coding region runs from base 16 to 2292 and encodes 758 amino acids. The transcript has 22 exons. Gene Ontology annotation, cellular component: cytoplasm. Gene Ontology annotation, biological process: proteolysis.